Molecule: messenger RNA, 6716 nt
Organism: Hemibagrus wyckioides
Lineage: Eukaryota; Metazoa; Chordata; Actinopteri; Siluriformes; Bagridae
Product: NLR family CARD domain-containing protein 3-like
Exons: 15
Coding region: 200-3574 (1124 amino acids)
Molecular function (GO): protein binding
Source: RefSeq, a predicted model, not a curated record
AAUACAGCGGGAAAACCCAUGCAAACUUUAUCGGUUGAUAUGUUUUAAUUUUGUGUUAAACUUUUAUCAUAGCAACUCAGGCCUCUGUAAAAAAUAAAAGUGAAAGUGUUUCUUAUCCUCAACGCCAUUUUGACCCGUUGUUUACGAACGACUUCUGGCUCUCCACUAUCCAGCUGUGUCUCCAUGAACAGUGAGUGCCAUGGAUCCUCCUCGUACAUUAACAGAGGGAGACUCCUCAUCUGGACACAGUGAAACCCAGGUAAAGAGACCAGACUCACCAUUACCCAGCUGUGUCUCCAUGAAGAGUGAUGUGUCUCUGGAUGUUUUUCUUACAUUCAAAGAUGGAGAGCCCUCACCUGGACACAGUGUAACCCAGGUAAAGAGACCAGACUCACCAUUACCCAGUUGUGUCUCCAUGAAGAGUGAUGUGUCUCUGGAUGUUUUUCUUACGUUCAAAGAUGGAGAGCCCUCACCUGGACACAGUGUAACCCAGGUAAAGAGACCAGACUCGCCAUUACCCAGUUGUGUCUCCAUGAAGAGCGAUGCAUCUCUGGAUGUUUUUCUUACAUUCAAAGAUGGAGAGCCCUCACCUGGACAGAGUGUAACCCAGGUAAAGAGACCAGACUCGCCAUUACCCAGCUGUGUCUCCAUGAAGAGUGAUGCGUCUCUGGAUGUUUUUCUUACAUUCAAAGAUGGAGAGCCCUCACCUGGACACAGUGUCAUGCAGAUGGAUAGAAAGGACCAGAAGAUCAUCACAGAUACAGGGUGUGAACCUUCAUCUGCUGGAACUGAUGUUCAGGAAAAAUACAAAUUAAAUCUGAUAAAGAAGUUACAGCAUGUAAAUGAAGUGGUAACAAACCAGGGAAACCCAACACUUCUCAAUGAGAUCUACACAGAGCUCUACAUCACAGAAGGAGACAGUGGAAAAGUCAAUAAUGAACAUGAGGUGAGACAGAUCGAGGCAGCAUCCAGGAGAGCAGCAACAGAGGAAACACCAAUCAAAUGCAAUGACAUCUUUAAACCUUUAUCUGAAGAAGACAAACCCAUCAGGAGCGUUCUGACAAAGGGAGCCGCUGGCAUUGGAAAAACAGUCUCUGUGCAGAAAUUCAUUCUAGACUGGGCUGAAGGGAAAACAAAUCAGGAUGUUCAUCUCAUAUUUCCACUUCCUUUCAGAGAGCUCAAUCUGAUGAAGGACCAAAAACUGAGUCUGAUGGAGCUUCUUCAUCUCUAUUUUAAGGAAAUAAAACAAACAAACAUUUCCACUCUGCACAAAGUUCUGUUCAUUUUUGAUGGUUUGGAUGAGUGUCGUUUCCCUCUGGAUUUCCAGAACACAGUGAGAGUGUGUGAUGUAACUGAAUCAGCAUCAGUGAAUGUGCUGCUGAUAAACCUGAUCAAAGGGAAUCUGCUUCCCUCUGCUCUCAUCUGGAUCACCUCUCGACCUGCAGCAGCUGAUCAAAUCCCCUCUGAGUGGAUUAAUCGAGUCACAGAGGUACGAGGGUUCAAUGACCCACAGAAGGAGGAAUAUUUCAGGAAGAGGAUCAGAGAUCAGAGUCUGAGCAACAGAAUCAUCACACACCUGAAGUCAUUAAGAAGCCUCUACAUCAUGUGCCACAUCCCAGUCUUCUGCUGGAUUUCAGCCACUGUUCUAGAGAGAAUGUUGGGUGAAGCAGAGAGUGGAGAGAUCCCCAAGACUCUGACUCAAAUGUACACACACUUCCUCAUCAUUCAGACAAACAUCAUCAAGAAAAAGUACACAGAGAGCAGAGAGGCAGAUAAAGAAAUGGUUCUGAAACUGGGUAAACUGGCUUUCAGGCAGCUGAUGAAAGGGAACCUGAUCUUCUAUGAGGAAGACCUGAGAGAGUGUGGCAUUGAUGUGACUGAAGCAUCAGUGUAUUCAGGUGUGUGUACACAGAUCUUCAGAGAGGAGUUUGGACUUCACCAGAGUAAAGUGUACUGCUUUGUUCAUCUGAGCAUUCAGGAGCACCUCGCAGCUCUGUAUGUGCAUCUGACAUUCAUGAAUGAAAAGAAAAAUGUUUUAAAAAAUACAACAACCAACAUAUUGAAGCUGAAAUCUACAAUCUCAGAUGUUCACAAGAGUGCUGUAGAUCAGGCUUUAGAGAGUGAAAAUGGACAUCUGUAUCUUUUCCUUCGCUUUCUUCUGGGUCUCUCACUGGAGUCCAAUCAGAUCCUCUUACAAACCAUCAUGAAACCCAGAAGAAGAAGCUCCCAGGAAACAGUUCAUUACAUCAAGAAGAAGAUCAGAGAGAAUCCCUCAACAGAGAAAUCCAUCAAUCUGUUCCACUGUCUGAAUGAACUGGAAGAUCAUUCUCUAAUUGAGGAAAUCCAACACUACCUGAAGUCUGGAAAUUUACAAAAAAACAAACUUUCUCCAUCUCAGUGGUCAGCUGUGGUGUUUGUGUUACUGACAUCAGUGCAGGAACACGAUGUGUUUGUUCUGAAUAAAUAUAUUAACAAACACUGUAAAUCAGACAAGGUUCUUCUGAAGCUCCUGCCUGUGGUUGCAGCAUCCAGAAAAGCUGAACUUAAUAAUUGUGGCCUAAAUGAGGAAGGUUGUGCACUUUUGGCCUCAGUGCUCAGCUCUAAAUCCUCCAAUCUGAGAGAACUGGAUCUGUCUAGGAAUAAACUGAGAGACUCAGGAGUGAAGUGUCUCUCUGCUGUACUGGAGAAUCUUCACUGUAACCUGGAGACACUGAGGUUGUCUGGUUGUGAAAUCUCAGAUGAAGGCUGUGAUGCUCUGACUUCAGCUCUGAGAUCAAACCCCUCACACCUGAGAGAACUGGAUCUGUCUGGGAAUAAACUCAGAGACUCAGGAGUGAAGAAUCUCUCUGCUGUACUGGAGAAUCCUCACUGUAAACUGGAGACACUGAGGUUGCGUUAUUGUAAAAUCUCAGAUGAAGACUGUGCUGCUCUGACUUCAGCUCUGAGAUCAAACCCCUCACACCUGAGAGAACUGGAUCUGUCUAGGAAUAAACUCAGAGACUCAGGAGUGAAGUGUCUCUCUGCUGUAUUGAAGAAUUCUCACUGUAACCUGGAGACACUGAGGUUGUGUAAUUGUGGUGUCGCAGCUGAAGGCUGUGCUGCUCUGACUUCAGCUCUGAGAUCAAACCCCUCACACCUGAGAGAUCUGGAUCUGUCUUGGAAUAGACUCACAGACUCAGGAGUGAAGAGUCUUUCCGCUAUACUGGAAAAUCCUCACUGUAAACUGGAAAUACUGAGGUUGUGUAAUUGUGAAAUCUCAGAUGAAGACUGUGCUGCUCUGACUUCAGCUCUGAGAUCAAACCCCUCACACCUGAGAGAUCUGGAUCUGUCUUGGAAUAGACUCACAGACUCAGGAGUGAAGAGUCUUUCUGCUGUACUGGAGAAUCGUCACUGUAAACUGGAGACACUGAGGUUGCGUUAUUGUGAAAUCUCAGAUGAAGGCUGUGCUGCUCUGGCUUCAGCUCUGAGAUCAAACCCCUCACACCUGAGAGAACUGGAUCUGUCUGGGAAUAAACUCAGAGACUUAGAAAAGAAUCAGCUCUUCAGUCUUAAACUACAGAACUUGAGGAUGUAAAGAAUUUAUCUGAACCAGUCUGGCCUUUUCCCUCUGAUCUUUCUCAUCAGCAAGGAUUUUCAAACCACAGAACUGUGUCUCAUUCAGAGGGUGUUUUGUUUUUCACACCAUUCUGUGUAAACUCUGGAGGAGAUCAGCAGUUUCUGGAAAACUCUAACCAGCUCAUCUGGCAGCAAAAAACAUGCCACAGUUAGUCACAGAGAUCAGACUUUUUCUUCAUUCUGAUGUUUGAUGUAAGCAUUAACUUAAGCUCUUGACAUGUAUCUGUAUUUAUACAUUGUGUUGCUGGCAUCUGAUUGGCUGAUUAUAAGCAGGUGUACAGGUGUUCCUAAUAAUGUGGAUAGUUAGUGUAUAUUUUUGUAUGUGCCUCAAAGUUUAAUUUUUUUUUCUUUUAGAUAAGCACUUUAACAAAGUGCACAAUGUUAACACUACUGUGCUCUAACUACAUAACAAAAAAAUAGCUAGACUUUCUGACAGAAUGCAGUGAGAUUUUCUGUACACACAAAGACUAUUAUAACUACUAUAGUAACCAUAAGCUAUAAAUUGCUCACUUCUAUUUUCUUCUAACUAUUUUGCUUCAGUAGAGUAAUUCACAGUGGUGCAGCAUGUAGUAUUGGUACCUUACAGCACCAGGUUUCUGGGUUUAAUCCUGAACUUGGUUUAAUAGUUUCACAUGCUGCUGUGGGUUUCCUUUGGGUUCUCUGAUUUUUCUCCCACUGUCCAAAACAUACAGCUAGGUAGAGUGUCUAUGCUAACUCCAGUAAACCUGUUCCUGUCUCAUGGUGUAUUGUUUCUGACCCUCUAACACCAUAUGGACAUACACUACUGAAGGCUUUGUCACAGGCUUCACCUCACACAUGAGCACAGCCAAAUAACCCAACCUGAAGAUCUUACCCUGGAUCCUGGGGCUGUGAGGGAAAAAUACUACCUGCUGCACUCCCCUGUUACAGUAUAAUGCUACAAGUACAGUUUAUUAUUAUUAGUAGUAGUAGUAUUAAUAAUAAUAAUAAUAAUAAUAAAUAAUAAUAAUAAUAAUAUCAGCCUUAUAACAUUAACUAUUGGUUAAUACUUUCUUUAUAUUAUAUAAACACUUGAUUAGUAAAAACUUAAAAAGCAAUGCUUAAUAAAUUAUACUACUGACAUUGAAUAAUUGUUUGUUUUUUAAUCUGGGUUGUUAAGCUGGUAAAGAUUGAUAUUAAAUUGGUGCUGUUUAUAAAAACCUAUUGAGCUGCUCUUUUGGUGUUAUGGUCUAUCAGUCUGAAAUGAGCAUUCUGUAGUAGAACGGGAAUUUUGCAUUUCCAGAAGAAAAUGCGUGUGAUUGCGAAAAGCAAAGCAAUAUGUUCUUAAACUAUUGCAAUACAUUGUCAAAUAGUAUAUACAAGCUAAAGUCACAGUUUAAGGUAGUAUGUGGCUGUAGAGUAAGAAUUCAAGCUGUAGGAACAGUUUAAAGAUGAUACAAACUUUAAAAAAAAAAAAAAAGACACACACACAGUAGCGGUCUGAAGUCCGUGAAAAAUAUGUUUAAAAAUCCAUAUAAAAAACUAUAAUACUUAUCAGCAUGAAAAGUAAUAGUACAUCUAAGCAGCAUGUUAGCGUUGGAAGCAUGUUUCUACCUAUUACCGUUUAAGCGAUAUGCUGCUUAAACUAUUGCAAGACAUUCUGAAAUAAUACAUAAAUACAACUCCGAGCGGGUCUCGGACCCGGGUCUCCACCAUGGGAGGCGAACGCGCUAACAAAGUACCACAACAGAUGAAAAGCUUCACUGGCAAGUUAACUUAUAAAGAUGAGGUUUACAUCACAGCACGUAAUGCACUCAGUUACAAAUAUAAAAGCUACACAUGCUUAAGCUAUUGCAAGACAUUCUCAAAUAAUAAAUACAAACUAAAGUCACAGUUAAAAUAUGAAGUUUAAACGAACUAGUGCGCGCGCUGGGAACAGUUUAAAGACGAUGCGUCCAACCUCCUCCCUCACUCUAGCUGACGUCACACACACACACACACACACGCACACAGUAGCGGUCUGAAGUCCGUGAUGCAUUUAACAAUGCAUAUAAAAUAAACUAUAAUACUUAUCAGCAUGAAACGUAAUAGCAUUUUAGCGUUGGAACCAUGUUUCUAGCGUGUGCAGGAAGUGAAGUCCGUAAAAAUUAAUAUAAAAUAAACUAUAAUACUUAUCAGCAUGAAAAGCAUUAGCACACUUAAGCACGGGCGCGCUAACAAAUAAGCUAAAGUGCAGCUUAUAACACUACUGAGAUCAGUGGAGUAAAGGGAGUGAAAGCAAGGUGACUUAUAAGCAAGUUGAAACAUGCUUUAUACAACUCGCUACACGGCACCUAGCGCAAGCCUCCGUUACAUAUAUAAAAACUAUACAUGCUUAAACUAUUGCAAAAAAUUGUCGAAUAAUAAACACAAAAUAAAGUUGAAGUCUAAACGAACCAGCGUGUGUGUUCUGCUUAAAUGUCAGUUUAAAGACGAUACGACUUAAAAAAAAAAAAAAAAAAAACCUCUUCAUUCUUUAGUUUCGACACUUUAGCUGACGUCUCUCUCACACACACACUAGUGAUGGGAAGUUCGGCUCAUUUUACGGAUUCGGUUCUUUGAAUCUCGUUCAGCAAAAUGAACGAAUCUUUUUUCGAGUCAUUUCGUUCAUUUCGUUCACUCCAGCAGAAUGUAAUUAAAAUGUUCCAUGUUAAUUCCCUAACACAUCUACUCACGCACAUAUGGAUCACAUUUCGAAUAAGAAAGAACUGUCAUAUUAUAAGUAAUAUCUUACCUGUGUCUUGAGGCUAUGCAGUCUGUUACUUCAUCACCUCACCUCCGGAUUUUUUGGGUCCAAUUCGUUCGUUCUUUUGUCACGUAACAUCCUAAACUAAGCUCUGCCGUCUCCUCUAUACCCAACAGAAUGAUUCAUCUCACGCGCCUUCGGUUCGAGUCAGUUUGUUCAUCACGUGACAGCCCCGUAUGGCACCGCAGUCUGAGCCGGAAACAGAAAGAUUAGUUUACAUAAGUCUUUGGAUUCAUGUUGUUCGUUCCUGUAAUGUGACUGCUUCCCGUCUCAGUAUCUUAUGACAAAUACAAUAUUACAUUAAUAUUAUUGACUUUAUAAGGUAUUAAAUUAUAAAACUAUAAGAUAUCAUAAAAUU